This is a messenger RNA of Fonsecaea monophora, 4059 nucleotides long. RefSeq lists its product as hypothetical. The transcript has a single exon. The coding region runs from base 1 to 4059 and encodes 1352 amino acids. The record is from RefSeq and is a predicted model, not a curated record. Lineage: Eukaryota; Fungi; Ascomycota; Eurotiomycetes; Chaetothyriales; Herpotrichiellaceae.
AUGUCGACUUCUACACCUCCAAAUGGCCAGGCUGCCAGCAAUGAGGCCGGAGCAGCUCAGCAUCCGGAUCCCAAUCACCUAUCUCUGCCGACCUUCCACUCAGUUCGCGAACCCUCCAACGAGCGAGAGGGACGAGUUUCAAGGACCGAGUCGACUGCUUCGGGUUCUGCCAGUAAUCGAAGUAGAAGUCGCAACCCCGAGCCUCAAUCUUCUCGACUACUAGAGCGUCUUUCCUUUGCUAGCAACAAUGCUCGAAACGAUGUGGACUCCAAGAGCAAAGAGAAGGAAAAGGAGAGAGAGAAAGAGAAGGCAAAAGAAAACGACAUUCCCCGACACAAUGUCUCGCGACGUUCUGGUGGCUUUCUACUCGAACCCGUCUCAAACUCCAAACGACUGUCUCGCGAAUCCCCUACUCCUUCUGCUCGACAAGAUGUUGAAGACAAACGGAACGGAGGCGACUCUGAAUUGACUCUCGCAAAGAGGAGGAAUAGAACGUAUGGCCACUCCAGCUCAUCCUUCAAGCGUUCUCCGUUGGCAAGCGAGGUCAAGCAGGAUCCCGUCAUACAUAACUAUCCAAUCUCAGAUCAGUUGGUCCAUGGCACUGAUGUCCGACGGUCCUUCUCAACCUCACACAGCGGCUCUCACUUUGAGGCCACUUCCGGCUCUACCUCGCGUACCAUGGAUGUGCAAAGACCGCCCAUCCCCCAGGUCGGCUUUGACAACGACCCUGCGCAGAUUGUCAACAUGGCUUUAACUCUCAGUGAGGGUAGGCGACGCCUCGCUUCAGGAAGGAGAUAUGUAUCGACCGAUCAGGGUGACCGCCGUGUCGUCUCCGCUGCUUCAACUACAAAUCCUAGCAACACCGUUCGGAGACGGAGUAUCGCUCCAUUUCUGGCGACGAAUCGUCAGUCAUCGCAAAGUGGCUCUCCCAGGAGGAAAACCUCUACCAAACUAUGGGACUCGAACACGCCCACGACGCCGCAAUCUGUUGAUGUAUCCGUUACCGAAGUCGUACCCAAUCUAGACGUCGAUUCCGACUUUAUGGACCAGAUAUCGCCGGCCACCGCAGCCCGAGUUGCCAAAGCAAAGGCUUAUUUUGAACUGGCCCACGAGCAUCGACGUCUUCUGCCGCACUUGCCUCCAAUACGAAAGCCAGGUACUCAUGUUCAUUUGACUGGGCCAGAAGCAAUGCAGAAGGCAUAUAAUCCUCUACAAUACGUCCGAAAUCGGAAGCUCCGCAUAUGGGAAAAGACGGCGAUUGAUAGCGAGGCUGAGGGAUGGCAUGAUGUCUUGAAGGUCAGAGCCUGGGUUGACGCUGUGGUUUCAAGCCACCCAGAGACCCAGCACGAUUCUUUGGAGUGUGUCCGUCUACCUCCGCUGGACCUGCGGACUGCGGAGGCUGAUCAUGAGGAUACCGACGACUCGCCAGAUGAGCCAAAGAGUACGGUGCUGCCUCGUGUAGUCGAGCAGCUCCGUCCCAAGCCCCUUCGCCCACGAUCUGACUGGGUUACUCAUCCCGCCGACUUGAUAGCUGAUGCAUAUUGGUUGGAGCAAGGCUUGAACAAGACGAAAAUCCAGGACCGUGACAACAAUUUGAUCUAUCCACCGAAUACUCACUUCACAUUCUCAGGUUGGCGCAAUCAGACACCUGUCAAUGUACCCAGUAGAUUGCAGCAACCCUCCCCACCUCCGGAAUCUCAUGGCGACUCACUCGAGGAGACACCUUCAUCGGCUUUGCCUGAGCUGCCCACUUUCAAGUCGGCUCAUCAUACGCACAAGAGUGGGCGUCAUGGGCGCCGCAGAGAUCUCAUCAGAGACUCUGUUCACGGCAAGAGUGGCAGCAGCUCUAGGGAGCGCUCUCGCAUACGCAAGAAGCUGUUUCAGGACAGUAGCGACUCGGACUAUUCGGCCUCAAUGUCUUCAGAUGAUGCUGGCGUGGAACGUGGUCGUAGGCGACUUCGACGAAAGAGACACGAAACCCCUGUCAACAAUGGUCUGGACAAACCGAGGGGUCAUUCGCUGUCAAAACAGACACAACAGACAUCGGUCCCCAGUCACGGCGACUCUAGUCAAGGAUCAUCUGCGCCGACAUCGAAAAGAACCUCUAUGGAUCAUACCGGGCUCAAUAAGCUCUUCCGAGUGGACAGCUUCAAGAAGUCUACUCCCUUGACUCGUUCACGCAACAGACAGGACGCCUCUCGACCUCGAUCCAUCCAGGUCCCUGUUCGGUCGAGCCUCGAGCACGAACACCAUCCCCGCGCAUCUACAGAAUACGAUACCACCACAGCCCCUAAUUCCCCUAAUGGGGUCGAAUGGCCUAGUAUUGCCAUCAAUCUUUCCCCACCUCCGAGUAGACCGAGCUCACCGUCUAAGAACCCUCUAUCUACCAUUCUGCAUCCUUUUCACCGCAAACAUCAUAGGGGUCAGGGUCAAAUCAGCACAACUGACUUUGCGCAUGUUCCGCCUGUGGAAUCAGUUCGGGAAGACGACGUGGAAAACCCCGUCAACGAUACUGAUUCUCGUGGUCAAAGUCCCAUGACUAGGACGCUAACUUCGCUGACCAAAAAUCAGACAAACUCGACAGAUGUCGACGACGGAACCAUGCAGUCGUCCAUCGAACACAGACACAGCACGGCGAGUAAAGCCAGUAUGCGGUCAACCGCCAAUGCAGGAACUGAUCAUUCGAGAAUUCGUGCCAUAUUCAAAGGAGGUCGCAUUGCUGAAAUUGUCGGGAAUGAGGUUUCUCGGGUGGGAGACUUUAUCUGGAAACGUGAUAUUCCGAUAAUAUACAGGCACAGAGGCUCGGCUUCGGAAGGAAGCAUACGAUCUUACGAAGGGUCGGAUUCGGAAAGGGAGCAGCACCAGCAGCAGCAGCAACAGCUGCCACCACAACAAAACGGGACAACUCUCAAAACACCUCCUCGCCUGACCCGCUCGAGAUCGUCCACUGUCUCAAGUACCAAGAGCGACCGCGUGGCGCCUGCUGUCAUGAAGACAAUUAACCUGGAAAGUGAUCGACCUCGAUACAAUAAUCCUAAUUUGCCCAGUUUCACAUCCCCUUUUCAAAAGGAUCGUCAACGUCAAGAGAAACAGCAGGGACUUUUGGCGCCUGAAGAUGCAGCCAUACGGAGUGAUCCUACCGACCACAUCUCUCUGCUCGCAGCUCAGCGUCGCGCGGCUUCACAUUCACCACGUCUUGCUGCUCUGCCCAAGCUUGACACUGGAACGCCCACGACGCCAAGCGAGGUGAGUCGACAGAAAAGCUACGGUUUCGGUGCAGCUCUGGACCUCAGCAGAUCGCGAGAUGCAUCUGACCAAUUGAACUCUGUCAUCGGCCCAAUGAGUGGACUGGGUGUCCUUCGUCCAACGCGAUCUACUGGUGAUCUUUCGAAGAUAGGUGGCUCGGAACUUGGUCAAGAAGAUGGUGAACCAGCAGACGUGACAUGGCGCGAUAUUGAACGUGCAUAUGCCCUGCUAUUCACUUCCACCGUCAAGGCCCGAGAGAUUGGACGUCGGGCAGAAGACCCGGGCGAAGAGCUGCCGGCAUUCCUUCUUGCUAGUCUUACCCCGGAGAACAAAGCGUUGCAUUCUGCGAAGCCUUUGCGUGUCAAGAAACGAGAACGACAUAUCGUUGCAGCACAAAAUAUCAUGAAAACGCUGGAAGGCCAUUCAUUGACCUUCAAUAAGAAACUACAUUCUUUCACCACGUCGCUCAUACCCACUUUGCACAGCCAGCUCCAGAUCCUCGAGGACCAAGUGGAAAACAACAUGACACCGCAGGUGCGAAUGACAGCUGAUUCAGCAGGCGAAUUGAGCAUGAAGCUCUCCACUACUAGUACCCUUGCUGUCAAAGAACUCAACGACACGAUCGAAGUCGCUUUUCGCAGAAAACGGAGGGGUCCGAUCAGGUUGUUCCGCAAGCUGUGGUUUGCAGGUAUUGAGUGGACCGUCGUCGGGUUACUCUGGCUCAUCUGGGCUGUUGUUUCAGUGGUCAGACUCGCUUUGGGAAUGGGCCGAUGUGUCGUCCGUGGAGUGAGAUGGUUGCUUUGGAUCGAUUAA